UUUCCAGUGAAGGCACGGCAGCUGGCUACGCUGCUGCAGGUAUCCCCUUGCCUGAAUGGGAAGGGCACAUGCCUUGGGGCUGCACUCGGAUUUCUCCGUCCAGCCCUGCAUGCCAACUGACGGGUAGCCCAAGCUUGCUCCGAGUCUCCGGUCAGCCUAGCAAUGGGUCACAGGUCGCACCGGGGAGACGCCGUUUGGCUGAAUCAGUGGCAGUCUCCCAGCUGAGCAGUCGCUGUGGCCUUUGGGCACCGGCCCCGCAGCAAAGAUGGCUCAGACAAACCCUCUGCCUGGCCCCAUGGGCCCGUGGAAGAUCACAGCCUACGACCAGGAAAACUUCCAGGGAAAGAAGAUGGAGUUCACCUCGGCCUGCCCCACCAUCAUCGAGUGCGGCUUCGAGAACAUCCGCUCCCUGAAGGUGGAAAGUGGCGCCUGGAUCGGUUAUGAGCACACCAGCUUCUGUGGGCAGCAGUUCAUCUUGGAAAGGGGCGAAUACCCACGGUGGGAUGCCUGGAGUGGGAGCAACGCCUACCACACCGAGCGCCUGAUGUCCUUCCGCCCCAUCUGCUGUGCUAAUCACAAGGAAUCCAAGAUGACAGUCUUUGAGAAGGAGAACUUCAUGGGACGCCAGUGGGAACUAUCGGACGACUACCCCUCCCUGCAGGCAAUGGGCUGGGGAAACAACGAAGUGGGCUCCAUGAAGGUGCAGUGUGGCGCCUGGGUUUGCUACCAGUAUCCUGGUUACCGUGGCUACCAGUACAUUUUGGAGAGUGACCAUCACGGUGGAGAUUACAAGCACUGGAGAGAGUGGGGCUCACACGCCCAGACCUUCCAGGUCCAGUCUAUUCGGCGUGUCCAACAAUAGAUGUUUGUGUUCACAGGCUCUCCUUCUUCAAGAGCGUCUUCACUGGAUUUCUAAAGCACACUGAUCCCUAUGGUGCUAGCACUUCCCCUUACAAAACAGAUUCCUUUCUUGUACUGUGACUGCUGUUAGGACAUCACUUCUUCAUGGUACUAA
This is a messenger RNA of Malaclemys terrapin pileata, 1015 nucleotides long. It is a transcript of the gene CRYBA1, whose product is annotated as crystallin beta A1. The coding region runs from base 266 to 862 and encodes 198 amino acids. Gene Ontology annotation, biological process: lens development in camera-type eye; visual perception. Gene Ontology annotation, molecular function: structural constituent of eye lens. The record is from RefSeq and is a predicted model, not a curated record. The transcript has 6 exons. Lineage: Eukaryota; Metazoa; Chordata; Testudines; Emydidae.